AUGACAGGAGUCAAAGAAAAUCUUCAAGAAGUGAAGAAGCUAAAAGGAGGGAAGGUCACUUUUGGAUGUGGAACCAAAGGAAUGAUUCAAGGCAAGGGACGAACCUCUGAUGAGCAACCACAGCUUAUGAACGUCUAUCUCGUCAAGAGUGCAAAGCCAUUGACUCUGACGGAAAGACAGUCUACGAGGAGUUCGUUCAGGCAACAACUGCUACAUGUGGGAUCAAUCUGCAAGUGCCUAAGUGUCCGAGAUGAUGUUGAACUAUGGCACAAACGAUUGGGUCACAUGAAUGUUCGACAUCUCACCGACUUGGUGAAUAAGGAGAUUGUUCGUGGUGUUCCGAAGCUGAAGGGAACUGAGAAACUUGUAUGUGGUCCUUGCAAUCAAGGAAAGCAAAUCAAGGUCCAGCACAAGAAGGUGGCAGAUGUACAAUCCAAGACUGUUUUGGACUUAGUACACAUGGAUUUGAUGGGACCAAUGCAAGUGGAGAGCAUUGGAGGAAAGCGCUAUGUCUUUGUUCUAGUGGAUGAUUACUCGCGAUACACUUGGGUCCGCUUCAUUCGUGACAAAUCUGACACCAUGGCGAGUUUCAAGAUUUGGGCUCUUCAAGUUAUCACUGAGAAAGGAAGCCUCAAGCGCAUACGCAGUGAUCAUGGGGGAGAAUUUCAGAAUGAGGUCAUGACUAAGUUCUGCAAUGAACAAGGCAUAGCUCACCAAUUUUCGGCACCUAGAACACCACAGAUGAAUGGAGUAGUGGAGCGAAAGAACAGAACACUUCAAGAAAUGGCGAGCAAUGAUCCAUGGAGGAAACAUUCCUGUGAAGUUUUGGGCUGA
Molecule: messenger RNA, 834 nt
Organism: Microthlaspi erraticum
Lineage: Eukaryota; Viridiplantae; Streptophyta; Magnoliopsida; Brassicales; Brassicaceae
Source: the annotation of a GenBank genome assembly